AUGAUUUUUUUGUUUUUUGGAAUAGGAUGUACUCCUUAAGAAUAAAUGGAUAUUUUUAAUAGAUAUAAAAGUGGAACUUACAUAAUUCAUGGGUUGUUAUUGAUUACAACAAAAUAUUCAUAAUAAAAGAGGCUUUCUUUUAUAAUCAAGUGCAUAAUCUAACAAAUACAUAAAAGAAAUCUUUAAUUCUUUAAGUAGAAUUAUAUAAUAUUAACUAAUAUCCAAAUUCUACUUCAUAUAAUAGUGAUGUAAGAGCAAAAUCAUUUAGAAUGCAUCAAGGAAACUUUAAAAACCGUUAAGGAAGUUGGAAAAUUGGUCAGAGAUAAAAAAGUUACAACUGAAGUUGAUGUUUACUAUUUUGCAUUAUGUUCCAAGAUGUUAUUUAGGGAAUUGAUACACUUUUUGAGGGAUUGA
Paramecium primaurelia is the source of this 414-nucleotide messenger RNA. NCBI's taxonomy places the organism in Eukaryota, Ciliophora, Oligohymenophorea, Peniculida, Parameciidae. The record is from the annotation of a GenBank genome assembly.